Messenger RNA from Xenopus laevis (African clawed frog), 3219 nucleotides. RefSeq names its product colony stimulating factor 2 receptor beta common subunit S homeolog (gene csf2rb.S). Gene Ontology annotation, biological process: cytokine-mediated signaling pathway; immunoglobulin mediated immune response. Gene Ontology annotation, molecular function: cytokine receptor activity. Gene Ontology annotation, cellular component: membrane; external side of plasma membrane. Bases 532 to 2832 code for a protein of 766 amino acids. The transcript is spliced from 14 exons. The record is from RefSeq and is a predicted model, not a curated record. NCBI's taxonomy places the organism in Eukaryota, Metazoa, Chordata, Amphibia, Anura, Pipidae.
AAAAGGUUGGGGACAUAUUCUCUAAACAUCAGAAGUGAAAGCAUAGGGAAGUUUAGGUUUUUGGUGCUAGGAAAUGAAUCACUGAGCAAAUCAGAAACAGUGACCAGUCUGUAUUUAUUCUCAUUGAUGGCAGAAGCCAACCCCUAAUGGCUUCCAGUUGUAACUAUUGCCAGAGUUGCUUGCAACAAGUAUUGAAGUGGACACGCACUUUCAUUGUUUCUUAUAGAAAGGCAAAGAGAUUUGCAGACAUGUAGUCAAUGCAUGUGACUCCAGCAUAAGGAAUUUCCCUUCCGCUGAGCUGAAACUCCAUUUCUUCAUCUGUAUCCUUUAGAGCCCACACGCAGAGGAGCUACUUCUCUAUUCCUAUAACCUCUUACAACACACAGGAAAGACUGAUACUCAAGUUCCCACCCGUGUCUGUGUAGCCUCCAUGCACUGCUCACGAGUCGGCUACAGCAACAACACAGCAACAUGGAUCCAGAUUAUUGGUAAUGGGCAACCUAUCUUCCUUCUACCUGAAACAGAACUCUGAUGAUGAUGAUGGGGUGUCCCAGUGCUACCCGGUGGCUGCAAGUCUUUGUUUACUCUCUUUUCUCUGUUCAGUUCAUUCAAGGGUCUGCACUGUUGAACUCUUUAAACUGUUUCAAUGACUACAGUACUCACUGGAAGUGUGAAUGGAAAGAAAGUGCAGAGGCUCAAAAACGUCUUCCCAUGACCCUCUAUGCAUGGAACACCAUAGACAGCAACAGAAAACCCUGUGUCCGGUCACAGGAAAAUGAAGGUCCAGAACUGAGAAUGAGCUGUAUUCUGUACAAUUCAGAAUUUUUCAUCCACAUGAAGAACAGUUUCACCUUCCUCCCUGAAAGAGAUGUGCAUCAAAAGAUCACCAUCAUACCUGCCAACAAUGUCAGGACGCCCCCUCCACGAUGGCUUAUGAGCGACAAGUUGAAAGAUGGAACAGUCAUUCUGAGCUGGAAGAGCCCUGUCCCCUCCACCUUCCACCUGACUAUGCUCUACCAGAUUGCAUACCGAAGGCAGGACUGGGAGGGGUGGAAGGAUUCAGCUUCUAUUAAUGUGACGAAGGAACUGAAUGUGAGUCUCAGUCCCAGACUGUUUGUAUCAGGGAGCACAUAUAUUUUCAGAGUUCGUACUCUGCCCCAUGAUGGAGAGCAACCCAAGGGUUCCUGGAGCAAAUGGAGUAAAGAGCUAACAAUGAAAAUCCCUGAAGGUGAUGCUGCAGCCCCUCGAAACCUGCAGUGUAACUACAAUGGCUUGACAAAGAUGAGUUGCACUUGGGAGGUGCACAAAGAGGUCACCCUAUCGGUUUCCUAUGCUCUGUACUACACAGAGUUGCCUGCAGGGCGGAAGAACAUGUGUUUGCCAAAUAAAAAGGCCAGAACUAAAGCUCGUGUGCCCUAUGUAAUAUACAACUGUACAAUGGAUCUUACCCCUGAACAAGUACAAAGAUCAUUUUCUAUUCAAGUCAGACCCAUGGAGGAAGAGAAGACAUUCAUAUCCCAUGAGACUGUCAAGCCUCAGCCUCCAAAAAACCUAAAAAUAGAGGAGCAUUCAGACUCUGCGUAUAUGUUGAGAUGGAACUCUUCACAGCCAAACAUGAUACAAGUAACACACCAGCUUUGUUACUGGAAGGAGGGUGAUCCAGAGUGCCCUUCAUUUUCUUUGCUUAAUGUCUCUGAUAAUGUUUCUGAGUAUAACAUACUGAGCUCCAACCUCAAGGAAUUGAGUAAAUAUGUAGCCAAAGUUCGAUCAAGAAGUGAUGGGGUCUACAGAGGUCCCUGGAGUGAAUGGAGCCAAACAAUUACCUGGGAGACUAAAAAAGUUGCAGACAACCAGAUCAUAAUCAUUGUGACACCAAUAUGUGUUUCGUUGCUGUUGGUUUCUUUGUGUAUUGGCUAUAAACUCAAGAGAUCCCAGGAAAGGUGGGAAAUCUCAUUACCUAACCCCAGCAAGAGCAAGCUUCUAAGCAAUUAUCAGUUGGGGUUCUGGCAGCCUGGUGAAUUUACAUAUUUCACUGAAGAAUACUCUGCUGAUGACGAGAGCCCUUGCAUCUGCUUCCCUCAAAGCAGUCAGGCACUAAAAGCUUGGGAGACAGAAGAAAAUGCAGAAGAGAUAGCAUUAAAGGCCAAUAGCACCCAACUUGAAGCAUGUCCUGUUCCUCCACCUAAAGACGACAAGGCAGAGGACCAGCACUCUAUACAAGAUGAGAGUGAUGCUGGUGAAACACAUAACUCCACUGGGUUGCCUCAUAACCCUCCAGCAGAACAAGCAACCAAACUGCAACAUAAAAGUCCUUACCUGAUGUUUAAUCAUGCUCAUUCAAUGUCAGAUUUGAUAGGCACGAAAAUACAGAACUCUGAAUAUUUUACUCUUCCAAGACCCAAAGGUGAACGUUUUGGUGAGCCCUCCAAAUCGGCACCAACUUGCAGGCCUCUGUCUGCUCAGGAACCGCAGGGUUAUGUAUUUGGGAUGGGAGCACAGCAAUCCUUUCAGCCACAAGAAAUGCAGGUUCAGAAGGCAACCAAGGCACAAUGUAACAGUUGUAUUGCUGUUUCCUCACCCUCAGACUCCCAUGCACCCAUGGAAGGACCAAUUCUGGUAAUAACGCCAGAUGGUACAGGGCCACUGAUGCUGAAGCAGAUAGGAGAUUAUUGCUUUUUCCCAGGACUCAAGGGAAGCCAGGAGAAGUUAGAAGUAAAGAAGGCACAACCCAACGGGCAUGAGGAGCAGCAGAUAAUUCAAGACGUACCUCCGCAUGCUGUAAAAGCAUUUAAAGUUAUGCAACGAGGUUACUUUGCUUUGCCACAAAGCUGAAGCCUUCACCGUAUUAAAUCAAUGCACAUGCAGAACUUAUAUAGGCAGCUCCUAUUACUUUGUUAUAUCCAGAAAUAUAUUUGUCAAAUAGCAUGUACCACAGGCAUAUUUGUUUUACAAGAACAUUGCAUACAGUAUAAAGGAAUUAGGGUGCUCCAAAACAUCGCAGAUAUAACCUGCUAUUUCCUUGCAUGGACUAACUGAACUGUUUCACAUAUAAAUGCUUCUUAGUAACAUCCUAAAUAUAGACCAGACUGGUGUAAGAGAUUUCAGGUGCUAUCGGUGCUAAGGAUACUAGUGCAAUGCAAUUCUCCUCUUUAUGUAUAUAAAAAAACAGCUAUGCAUAGCUUUGCAAAAUGUAUAUAUUAAAGUUUUUGUUGUAGCAAA